Messenger RNA from Hemiscyllium ocellatum (epaulette shark), 531 nucleotides. Its product is annotated as signal peptidase complex subunit 3-like. Gene Ontology annotation, biological process: protein targeting to ER. Lineage: Eukaryota; Metazoa; Chordata; Chondrichthyes; Orectolobiformes; Hemiscylliidae. The coding region runs from base 1 to 531 and encodes 176 amino acids. The transcript has 5 exons. Gene Ontology annotation, cellular component: membrane; signal peptidase complex. The record is from RefSeq and is a predicted model, not a curated record.
AUGAACAGCUCGAUGUCGCGGUUUAACUCGCUGCUGGCCUUCACGGUGACCGUGUUGGCGGCGCUGACCUUCCUGGUGUUCCUGAGUACAAUGUUCCAGCAACCCCGGGUACCCGUCAGCAUCCGUGUGAGCGGCAUCUCUCUAAAAAUAUAUGAAGACUACACUGGAAACCAUGAUUUAGGAUCCAUAAAUUUUAGCAUUUUUGUUGAUCUCGCACCAGUAUUCAACUGGAAUGUUAAGCAGCUUUUCCUAUAUCUAACUGCGGAAUAUGCUACAGCAAAGAAUAAAUUGAAUCAAGUGAUUCUAUGGGAUAAAAUUCUUCAGCGAGGAGAGAACACUAGACUUAAUCUUCAGAAUAUGAGCCCUAAAUAUUUAUUGUUGGAUGAUGGAAAUGGCCUGAUAGGAAAUAACGUCUCAUUAUCUCUUUCAUGGAAUAUUGUUCCAAAUGCUGGAAUCUUGUAUCUGAUACCUGCUUCUGGACACAAAGUAAUACCAUUACCUGAAAAAUAUGAAAAUAUCAGAAGUUGUUGA